ACUAGUAAUGAAAACACUAAUCUUCUAAAGUUGUCAAAAACCUAUAAACCUUGUUGGAUUUUUUGGGAAUCUUUUUUUAUUAGUCAAAAAAUUGUUUUGUACAAUUGUAGUGUAUAUAUUCAUUACUCUUCACUUGGUCUUCAUGAUAUUUUGAUUUAAUUUGUUGUCCUUCUUCUACUCCCAAGUCCCCCCAAGCCAGCCCCUACUUCACCCUUCUAAGUCACUAGUAGGUGGCUCCACCAUGACUUAUACUGUGAUUUCAUUUGAUAUUUCUGAAAUAGACAUAAAUUUCAUUGAUUGAUCCAUAAAUUUCAUUGAUUGAUCAAUCUCUCUUGUGACAUAUUUAAAUUGAAGUUCCAUUGUUAUGUUGAAAAGUGUAAGUUGUUUUUUUUGUAUAUUUUCACUUUUCUGUAAAAGAAAAGUCAAAGUAUUACCAUAAAUAUUUGAAGUCAGGUCCGAAAAAAGAAUGGAAUCAGGAAAGAUGGAAGAAUAUGAAGUUGUAGAACAGAUUGGUAGAGGAGCUUUUGGAGCUGCAUUUCUUGUUCAUCACAAGUUUGAGAAAAAAAAGUAUGUAAUGAAGAAGAUUCGUUUGGCAAAACAAACAGACAAGUUCAAACGCACUGCCCAUCAAGAGAUGAAUUUGAUAGCCAAGCUCGAUAACCCUUAUAUCAUUGAGUACAAGGAUGCAUGGGUAGAGAAGGACUCCUUUGUCUGCAUUGUUACAAGCUAUUGUGAAUGUGGAGACAUGGCUGAUAUGAUUAGAAAAGCCAGAGGAACAUUUUUCUCUGAAGAUAGACUUUGCAAAUGGUUGAUACAGUUGUUACUGGCUCUCGAUUACCUUCACUCGAAUCGUGUUCUUCACAGAGAUCUUAAAUGCUCUAACAUUUUCCUUACUAAAGACGACGAAAUCAGACUUGGUGACUUUGGAUUAGCCAAAUUGUUGAAUAAAGAUGAUCUUGCUUCUUCGAUUGUGGGUACUCCAACAUAUAUGUGCCCUGAGCUUCUAGCAGAUAUACCUUAUGGAUAUAAAUCAGACAUAUGGUCUCUAGGUUGUUGUAUGUUUGAAAUUUCUGCCCAUCAAGCUGCAUUUCGUGCAACGGAUAUGACUGGGUUAAUCAACAAAAUAAACAGGUCUACUAUAUCUCCACUUCCAACCAUAUAUUCUUCUACAUGGAAACGACUGAUUAAAAGCAUGCUAAGAAAAAGCCCAGAACAUAGACCUACGGCUGCAGAGUUGUUAAGGCAUCCACAUUUACAACCAUAUCUUGCUAAAUAUCAGAACUUGUCACCAGCAUUUGUUCAAGUAUGUUGUGAUAAGGAUGUUAUUAAACAGAAUCCUGAUCAAACUCGCGAGAAGUCAACUUCCAAGGUUGUAGUUGUUCAUGAAUUUAAAGGUAAUACGUGUAAGAUUGAGAAUAAAACUGGAGAUUUGGACUAUGAACGACUGCAGAGGAUAUCCGUCAAGAAAAGUGGAAGCACUAAUUCUAUAAGCUCCACAAGAAGUACUUUGACUGAUAAUACAAUUGAAGGUACAAAAUGCUUUUAUAAGAAAUCAGGAAUACCAAAACCACAUAUUGAAGUAACUUCACAUGCCAAUAAAGUUAGAGCUAAUGUCAUUGAUCAUCUAAGUACUAAUGAAAAACGCGAUGAUCACAAACGAGCAUCGAGUGAUACUUCAGUAAUGAGCAAUGGAAGGGAAGAAGCAUUAGAGUCAUUACUUGAACUUUGUGCAGAGUUACUUAAGCAUAAAAAGCUAGAGGAAUUAGCUGGUGUGCUAAAACCAUUUGGUGAACAAGUUGUUUCUUCUAGAGAAACAGCAAUAUGGUUGACAAAAGGAUUAAUAAAUCUUCAAAAUCCAAGUGAAGAACCUUAGAGUGCCUCCUAGGUUGUUGAGAUUUUUUUGUAAUAUACUUACCUCAGUCCAAUUUUAUAUGUCACAUUUCAGAUUUCAAGAAUCAAACAAGUCUAUUUUUGACCGUAAAUUUUUCAAAUUUUUUUUAAACAUUUUGAAUUAUCAA
Messenger RNA from Solanum pennellii, 2018 nucleotides. RefSeq names its product serine/threonine-protein kinase Nek6-like. NCBI's taxonomy places the organism in Eukaryota, Viridiplantae, Streptophyta, Magnoliopsida, Solanales, Solanaceae. Gene Ontology annotation, biological process: protein phosphorylation. The record is from RefSeq and is a predicted model, not a curated record. Gene Ontology annotation, molecular function: ATP binding; protein kinase activity. The transcript is spliced from 13 exons. Bases 467 to 1873 code for a protein of 468 amino acids.